Lytechinus variegatus (green sea urchin) is the source of this 1254-nucleotide messenger RNA. RefSeq lists its product as uncharacterized. The transcript is spliced from 3 exons. The record is from RefSeq and is a predicted model, not a curated record. Lineage: Eukaryota; Metazoa; Echinodermata; Echinoidea; Temnopleuroida; Toxopneustidae. The coding region runs from base 141 to 524 and encodes 127 amino acids.
CAUGACCCCUACGCAGUCUGCGCUUGAUCGAGUAGGUCCACAGUCUGAUCAAGAUAAAUAGAAAUAUCAUACAAACGUCUGGCCAUUCGAUCAGACUUCACAACGCGGUGCAGCUGAACUUCCUCCAAAAGCUUACCAAAAUGGCUACGCUUCUGUACAUCUUGUCUUUUCUCUCGAUAUGCGUGUUCGCCUCUGCGCUGGACUGUUAUGAAUGCCAAAAGUGUAAAUCAUAUGCACAAUACGGACUACGAAGUGAAACCUGUUCACCGCCCCUUCUCGCGGUUCCUGGUUUUACUGAUGCCCGAUGUUAUAAGGAGAUUAACGAUAACGGGGAGGUCUUCCGUGGAUGCACCAGUGUGACUAAAUGCACCGCCAGAGAAGUUGUCCAAAAGUGUUCUGAAACGAAAACUACAAACUGUUACAUCUGCUGUGACAAACCCAACUGCAACUCCGCCCCCUUCACUACAGUUUCUAUGGCAACGCUUAUCCUGUCGUCCGCUUUUGCUGUAGUCCGAUUGCUGUGAUAAACUAAUUAUAAAGGGCGCCAUCUACGUGUCUGGGGUCGAAUCACAAAGAGUCAUGCAUGGUGAAUCGAAGUAGCUUUUGAAUUUCUAGUUUUAUACAUCCGGUUAAAAUUACCGCGUAGGUGGUGGAAUCCACAGGGGAUGUGCCCUUGCGUGUAUUGACCAACGAGGUUUAUGGCACUAUUGGAUGUCAUGUGCACUUUAAGGAUUAAAGAUUAAAGAGUUGUGUUACCAUCUUAAAAUAAGAAUCCACAUAAAAUGUGUCAUUGCUGAGAAAUGAGCAAAAUAAACAUGGAAUUCCAUCAAAAUAAUGUCAGGUAUUUUUCCAAACAAUAGUAAUAGUCUGCCCCACAUAUGCCUUUUUGUGUUAAACUGUUAAUGAUCCUCAGAAUUAUUGGUUUUCACUUGGCUAAGAUUUCAUGAUUUCGCAAAGAUGGGUUUAUUUCAAUGUACUAGAACUAGAUUCAUAAUAACACGGUGGCUUUUAACCUCGUCUGGUUGGCGAUAGAGCGAGGAAUGCGCAUGCGUGGCGACUAAAUAUUUGUGAAACACGCCCGUGGUAUUUAACAUGCAUUGUCACUUUUGUAAGAAUUGAAUUAAUUAGGUUUGUAGUUUACAAUCGGAUUGUAUUAAAUUAAAUUAUUGUGUCUUCUCACUGUGCCUUUCCCCACGCUCGUUAAGAUUGAGAAUAAUGCACAACGCCAAUGUCACAAUCACCCCCUACAGAAAU